AUGACUCCGAGUCGGACUGGCAAACGCGCGGCACUACCGAUUGACGAACCGCCCUCGAAGCGCAUAAGGAAUGACUCGAAUGGGACGUGCCAUGCACCAUCCCCACUUGAGGAUGCAGGGACGUGGUCUUUCCUAGAGCGAUACCUCAAGUCCGAAUUAUCCUACGGACAGGCGGAAGAGGGAUUAAUAUCAUACCUCGGCGAUCGAUACCACGAGGAUGACUGGAGAGAAGCCAAACUUGCGGUAUUCUCUGGUGACGGCGACGACUACGAAGCUAUGAAUAAUUUGAUGGCCUUAAAAAGAAGGUACAUACCCGAGCCCUCCGUAUCGAGUUCGACGCUCGUAGCUACAUUUGCAUCGAAGCGCAAACAAGUGAAACAUUGUAUUUUCAUCGACAGGGAAGCAGGAGAGGGUGACGAUGAUGAGGAGGAAGAAGAAGAAGAAGAAGAAGAAGAGGGGGAUGAGUAUGACCUCCCUCCGCGUCCACGAAAAGUCAUGACCUUGCCGGGACAGUCAGCUAAACAUACGUUGUCUAAGAAGAUUGAUGAGAUCUUCAACGCAUACGACGCUCAAGCUCGCGCUUCCAAGCCACCAGGAAGGCUCGGACGCAUUCCUUACAGAGCUGCCUGGUCCUCCGACACGAUCGACAACAGGAUGUAUUUGCUUAACGUUCACAGAACUGUCACGGACUACGUCACAGAACACCUUCGAAGUAAAAAAUUCUCCGUUAUCGUGUCCCCCUGGGUACCGGGACAACUUUACAUAGUCUCAGAGAGUCCCCGGGCCAUUGCAUCAUCACUCCCGAUAUCACACAAACUUUCCGUGAAAGAUUAUCUUCGGAUCUCGGACGAAGAACGUGCGAUAGUCGAACAUCCACAAUCCCAACUGUCCAGUCCAGGGUGGGUAAGGAUCAUACGUGGCAAGUACAAGGACACCAUGGCCUACGUCACAGAUUUGAAGUCGGCAAAUGAGUCGCCAUCUGGUCACCCUCUUGUCUGGGUCUUAGUUGCUUUACGGGACUUUCCCUAUCCUAUGCCUAAGGGGUCUGUGGCAUUGCUGGACCGAUCUCGCCUUCCGGCUGGCAAUGCAGUAUCUGAUAUCAUUCGUGAUGGGGAAGUUGUGGGAUGUUCGUAUAAAGGAGAAGAGUAUUACAAGGGGCUGUUACUAAAGAGUUUUCACCACGAUCUCUUAAACGUUGUCAACACCCCCCAUCCUGACGAAAUUUGA
Suillus plorans is the source of this 1227-nucleotide messenger RNA. RefSeq lists its product as uncharacterized. The record is from RefSeq and is a predicted model, not a curated record. Bases 1 to 1227 code for a protein of 408 amino acids. The transcript has 4 exons. Lineage: Eukaryota; Fungi; Basidiomycota; Agaricomycetes; Boletales; Suillaceae.